This is a messenger RNA of Trichomonas vaginalis G3, 591 nucleotides long. RefSeq names its product DNA/RNA polymerases family. The record is from RefSeq and is a predicted model, not a curated record. NCBI's taxonomy places the organism in Eukaryota, Parabasalia, Trichomonadida, Trichomonadidae. The transcript has a single exon. The coding region runs from base 1 to 591 and encodes 196 amino acids.
AUGAGGUUUGUCCAAUAUAUUCCGACUGGAAUUCCAAACGAAGAUGGUGAGUUCCCGGGAAGGAACUAUACAGUUGGAAAAGUCAUACAACAACUGUAUGAUAUUAGGAAAGCUUCAAACCCCAAACUUGCAAUGACACUCAAAUUGCUUAUGAAUUCGACAUGGGGAUAUUCCAUUAAGAAACCUCAAGAGAUGAAGAGUAAACAUUAUGAGAAGGUCGACAACUUUGUUGAAAGGUUUUCUCCUUUUGUUUUGAAGUACGAAUUCACUCAAGGUCAAAGUGGCUUAGUAACCACAUUAAAACCUAUUGUCGAACAUUGGUCUUACCCUCAGUUCGCAAAGGCAGUCCUUGACGAGUACAACAAAUUCUUCUCCGAAGUCAAAUCGAAAGUCAAGGUUUACUAUGAGAACAUUGACGCACUCAUGACGAACGAAGAAGGAUACAACAAACUCAUUGAAAUGGGUAUGGUCGGUGAAAAGAUGGGUCGAUUCAAAUUGGACAAAAUUUUCACCGAAGUUCAUGUCCUCUCCAAGCGUAAGUACUGGGGCAUACUUGAAGACGGCACAGAAAUAAAACAUUGCAUGAAGUAA